GCCAGUGGAGGGAUUGGCAGAGGGGGGGUGGAGGACACUGAAUGGAGGCCAGUGGAGGGAUUGGCGAGGGGGGUGGAAGACACUGAAUGGAGGCCAGUGGAGGGAUUGGCAGAGGGGGGUGGCGGAGAUGGAGCGGUUGGAAAGGUGAAUGAGUCUGGCAGCCGUAUUCAGGAUGGACUGAAGCGGGGAUAGCCAGCGGAGAGGCAGGCCAGUGAGGAGGGAGUUGCAGUAGUCGAGUCGUGAUAUGGAGUUUGUUAAAGAUUGGACUUGGGGCUGGAAGGAUAGGUUGGAGUCCAGAAUGACACCAGUACUCUGGCCUGCGGGGCGGGUUUGAUAGUAGCGUUGUUGGAUGUGAUGGAGAAGUCAAUGGGGGGGGUGUGCGGGCUGGGGGGAAGACAAGAAACUCGGUUUUGGAGAGGUUCAGUUUAAGGAAGUGGA
Molecule: messenger RNA, 438 nt
Organism: Staurois parvus
Lineage: Eukaryota; Metazoa; Chordata; Amphibia; Anura; Ranidae
Source: the annotation of a GenBank genome assembly